Molecule: messenger RNA, 615 nt
Organism: Folsomia candida
Lineage: Eukaryota; Metazoa; Arthropoda; Collembola; Entomobryomorpha; Isotomidae
Product: histone H2B.3-like
Exons: 2
Coding region: 89-466 (125 amino acids)
Cellular component (GO): nucleosome
Molecular function (GO): protein heterodimerization activity; DNA binding; structural constituent of chromatin
Source: RefSeq, a predicted model, not a curated record
AUUUCUGAGCAAGUGGUCCGCACAUUCUGCUAGUUCUGCUGUACUUCAACAUUACAAAUCGAUCACAAAGCCAAACAAGUUUCUCAACAUGCCCCCAAAAACCGGAGGAAAGGCUUCAGGAAAGAAAGCCGUGUCGAAGGCCAAGAACAUUUCGAAGGGGGACGGGAAGAAGCGUCACCGCAAGAGGAAGGAGUCCUACGCCGUGUACAUUUACAAGGUCCUCAAGCAGGUCCACCCCGACACUGGCGUCUCCUCCAAAGCCAUGUCCAUCAUGAACUCCUUCGUCAACGACAUUUUUGAGCGGAUCGCGUCAGAGUCCUCCCGCCUUGCCCACUACAACAAGAGGUCAACCAUCACCUCUCGGGAAAUCCAGACGGCCGUUCGCCUCCUCCUCCCAGGAGAACUCGCCAAGCACGCCGUCUCUGAGGGCACCAAGGCCGUCACCAAGUACACCUCCUCCAAGUAAUCACACAAAGACUGCGACAAAAUCCGAGAUGUGGUCCUCCAAUAGUAUUUUUUGUUUCUUUUAUAUCCAACGGCUCUUUUAAGGGCCACCACAUUUUCCAGAGAGCAAACUACCUUUCUUGAGUAAAAUGAAAUGAUCUCAUUCCAUUA